This is a messenger RNA of Chondrus crispus (carragheen), 862 nucleotides long. RefSeq lists its product as hypothetical. The transcript is spliced from 2 exons. The coding region runs from base 1 to 696 and encodes 231 amino acids. Lineage: Eukaryota; Rhodophyta; Florideophyceae; Gigartinales; Gigartinaceae. The record is from RefSeq and is a predicted model, not a curated record.
AUGCCAAGCGGCUCCACCCCAUACCCUGCCCGCACACGCGAGCCUCCAAGUACGAGCCCCCCUUCCUCACCAGACAGGCGCACCCUCAUCUCCUCUCGCCCCCCGCUCGACCCUCGCACGAGCCGCAGCUUCGCUUCUCAUAUGGCCGCGCUCCGCAUCGCGUCCGCUUGGGGGAAGCGCUCCCCUCGACCGCGUGUCGAAGCGCCCCAUUCCCCUUCUUCCCCUACCCCCUCCAUGGAGUCUGUCGACGAGCCCAUCCGCCUCGACGUGGACCCCUUCGACGAGAACGGCGCCAAGAAGCGCUGGCAGCCCUCGAAAAAUCGCUUGCGUCGCGGCGUUUCGGGCAAGAAGCCACCCGUCCCGCCACCUCUCGCUUCGACGGCCUUCGUCCGCAUCGCAGAAGAAGUACAAAUCAACGACAACACGCUCGAUGGAACAUCCCCCGUCUCUAGCUUUCUCGACUCCGCUCCGAGUUCCCCUGGCGUUGUCGAGAAGAGCCCCGAAAUUGCACCCCCGCCCGCGUUGAAGCCGCGCCCCUCGUCUGCUAGCAGGCUUGACGAAAUUCAAGCUUUGCGCCGGAACGUUGACAUGUGGGAUACGCGGAUAGACGAAUUGGAACAACGCAAUCAUUUGCUGAAGAAGCAAGUUACAAGACUUAGCGCGCGCUUUUCAAGACCACGGCCUGCGAGUCCAUAAUUUUCGCUCUUCUCCACUUGUUUUAUUCGCUUUCUUAUGUACAAACUGCAAUCCUGACUUGGCAUGCCCUGGGCGUCUUUGAGCCUUCGUCGUGUACGCUAUGUUCGUUAUCCAUUCUAGGUUUCCCAUUCCCCUAUUGAUUAUAUGUAAAGUCUUUUCUUCCCCA